Emiliania huxleyi CCMP1516 is the source of this 2517-nucleotide messenger RNA. RefSeq lists its product as hypothetical. Bases 1 to 2337 code for a protein of 778 amino acids. Lineage: Eukaryota; Haptophyta; Isochrysidales; Noelaerhabdaceae. The record is from RefSeq and is a predicted model, not a curated record. The transcript is spliced from 5 exons.
AUGCCUGAAAGCACAGCCGAAGGCGAGGCGGUCGCACAGUGGCUUGAGAAGCGGCCGACGGCCGUGCAAUGGGAAGUGUUGCCUCCAGCCCUCCGGGCGAGGCUGGGCUCCGAGGCCGCCUGGCUGAGGGCGCUGAGGGCACACUCGCUCGGCCUGCAACUGCCGUGGUCAUCGGCUCUGGGCGUGGAGGAGAAGGAGUACCUCGCGGAGCUCCUCAAAGCCUCUCGCGAGCGGCUGCUCCUCUACCCGUACCACCUAGCGCGCCGGCUCGCUGCCUGCUGGCCCGCUGAGACACCCUUCCGCUACUACCGCGAGAUGCUCUUCGAGAUGCUCCGGUCGGAGCGCUCGUACGACACGAUUCCGAACUUCACGGCUGCCGACGCGGCGAGGCUCCUCCGGGUCGGCCGCAACGAGUUUCUCCACGCCCUCAACGAGUGCCGCUCAAAGGGAUGGCUGUGGAAGCGGCGGCGCGGACUCAUCAUGAAGCAGCUGCCUUCGGCGCCGCCGCCGGACCUGCCGCUCGAGGACUGGUGGGUCGUGUGCGCGAGCGAGCCCGCCCUGUCGAUCGCCGCCGAUCUGCUCGCUGGACGGGCACCGCGCCGCACGCGCGGCCGCAGCGGCACCGGGCUGGGCGGCAGCGGGCUGGGCGGCAGCGGCGGCGAGCUCGGUGGCGAUGACGAGGCGGACGGCGGCGGCGCUACGGGCGACCUCGGCGACGGCCAGCUCGGUACGGCGGCGCGCGACGCUCUGGUCGCGCUGAGCGCGGCGCGCGACGGGCGCGCGCUCGCGGCGGCUCUGCCAGAGGAAGGGGUGGCGGUGGAGGCGUCGGACAAGCUGGCGGUGCCUCCGCUGGUCGGUUUCGUGAUGAACCGCGUCGGCAACGACUGGAUGGAGAAGCUGCUCUACGAGCUCUUCGUGUCCAACGACGAGACGGCAGAGGUGCGGCAGCUCGCGUCGCUGCUCGACCAGCCCCUCGAUCGCGUGCUGAUGGCCGCCUCGCUGGCGUGCCGCCUCGGAUUCGCGAAGAAGAAGGCGCCUCCCGAAGCCGCUGCGGCGGCAGGGCAGGCAGAGGCGGGAGGGGCGCAGGCGCGCGCAGCGGGGGGCGGCUUGCCUCCUCUUUCCGCCUCCGCCACGUCCGCCCCCGAGUUCAUGGCGGCGCCCGAGGGCGGCGGCGAGGUGUCGCCGCGGGACGCGAGCAGCGGCGCGCGCAUCGCAUUGCUUGUCGACUCCAAGCUCGCCGCCUCGCUGAUGAUGUCCAAUCUGGCGGCCGGGCUCAAGCAGCACGCGGUGACGCUGUACGAGGUCGGCAAGAUCCCCGCCGAGUCGCUCGACGCGUUUCUGGAGGCGGCGGCCGAGGUGGAGCGGCCGCACGAGCUCGAGCUGCUCGAGUACUUUGACCACGCCAUCUCGCUGCGCAUCGCCGCCGCCUCCCUCCGCGCCGCCUGCCCCGGUCGGCCGCUCGACAUCGUGCGGACCGAGUCGUUGCGCGAGCUCGGCUCGUCGAAGCUCGCGCGGCUCCUCGGCCGCUCGUAUGGCCUCGCCGUCUCGAUGGCGCCGCUGCUCUCGCACUCGGAGACCGUCUUCACGCGCGGCACCGGGGUGCCGCACGCGGGCCCGCUGGCCCCGGCGAUGGUCUCGCCGUGGGCGAGGCUCGCCCUGUACGCGGCGGCGGGCGGCGCCCUCGUCGCAAUCAACGAGCUGCUGCUCCUCUCGCCGGCGUACGACGCGGCCCCGUCGCGUGCCGCUCAAGUCUCCUUCCCGCUGCGUGCCGCCGACCUCCACCCCGACCUGCUCUCGCUCGAGGUCGCCGCCAACGGCGCCGGAGGCGGCGGCUCCGCCGAAGCCGGUGGCGGCGACGGGAGCGGCGGCGGGGCCGGGGCAGGGAGUGGCGACGCGAGCGGCGGCGUUGCUGCCGGCGGCGCCGGCGCGGAGGCGGUUGCGGCGCGUGUGGUGCAGUGCUUGCGCUUGCAGGGCACGUUUGGCUUUGUGCAGCUCGUGCGGCUGUCCGGCGAGUGGGUCCCGCUGGACCUCCACCUCGGGCUGCCCCUCUUCGACGUCUGCUCGUCCAUCCAACGCGACGGGCUGCUGCGAGAGGCGGCCGCGCCAGCUCUGGCCGCCGCCGCCGAGGGCUGGCUCGGCCGCGUGAUAGACUUUGCUGGCGCGUACAGCCGGGUGGCGGACCGGGCUGCCGGCCGUAACGACACCCGCCCCGCCUUUUGUCCCGCGGCGAGCGCCGUGGACGACGGCGCCGCCGCCGGGGCGCCCCUCCCGCUCGUAGAUUUGAUCUUUGACGGCGCCUCGAUCGGACGCUUCGACGAGGCCGAGCACCGCUGCUAGCGCGGCGUGGCCCAUAUACAUCGACCUGGCACCGCAGCUUUGGCCCCCCCCCCCAGGACCACGAGCUCCGGGCGUGUCACGACUCACGUAGCACCGUACAUGUGCAUGUCCGUGUACGCAGGUUCCCUAGUUUAUUUUGAUUACGUAUCGUUACCGUAUCGAUGCGUAUACGUUAUACGU